CCGACGCAGAUGAUACGUUUGGGUGUUUGUUGCAUAAUUACAUGGAAAUCCACGCAUUUUUGCGGAGGAGUGUCGCUUCUAUAGAAAAAGUUUAUUCAUUAAUGUCUUGGCAGUAAAGUGAGAUACCUAACCCGUGCAUUUGUGAGUUUGUGCCUUCAUAUGGUAUCGCUGAGAAAUCGUUCCUGGUGUGUCGCGUAUAUAAGCCGAUAGGUUGAACUUAGUGGGUUUCAGAGACUGCAUAUCCCUGAUUAUAGUAACUGACUACUUGAAAGAAUGGCUCCUCAAGAGACUGCCGCGAAUGGUGUGCUGUUCGAGCAUGACGCGGAGACGGAGGACGUGGCCCUGGCAAAGAUGCCAGUCCAGCAAGCCGGGGACACCAAGUGGAACUACCUGUGGCAUAUGAUCCUCCCUGGUCUUCUGCUGUAUACAUCCGGGCCGUAUGUAGGCUACCUGUUCCUGGUGUCGGCGAAAUGGCAAACGAAGUUAUUUACCAUCUUCUUGUAUGUGACGUCAGUUUUGGGCGUUGGAGCGGGAGCCCACCGGCUCUGGAGCCACAGGGCCUACAAGGCUAAAUGGCCUCUUCAACUCAUUCUUAUGAUCUUUCACACUAGUGCUCUCGAGUACUCGGUGAUAAAUUGGGUGCGCGACCACCGUAUGCACCACAAGUAUGUGGACACAGACGCUGACCCGCACAACGCUACACGUGGCUUUUUCUUCUCCCACGUCGGUUGGGUGAUGAUGGAUAAACAUCCGGAGUUCGAGCGCAAGAGCAAGGGGCUGGACCUUAGCGACGUUGAAGCUAAUCCUAUACUGCGCUUCCAACAAAAGUAUUACGUAAUCCUGGUCACGAUUAUUUGCUUCAUCCUCCCCACUUUUAUCCCGGUCUACUUUUGGUACGAGACCUGGAUAAACGCCAUCUUUGGGCCCGUGAUAUUCCAUCAUUUCUGCGUAUUCAACGCCAUUGGAUUAGUUAACUCCGCUCUUCACAAAUGGGGGUACAGGCCCUACGACAAAAACAUGCUGGCUACAGAUAUUAGUCUUCUCACUCUGAUAAUCCUAGGAGAAAACUACCAUAACUAUCAUCACGCUUUUCCUUGGGAUUAUAAGACGUCGGAACUCGGAGGAGGCACGUUUAUGUUGACUACGGCGUUCAUAAAUUUAUUUGCAAAGAUCGGCUGGGCUUAUGACUUGAAAACUAUCUCUAAUGACGUCAUUCAGAAGCGUGUUAUACGUACUGGAGAUGGCUCGCACCAUAUUUGGGGGUGGGGCGACAAGGAUCAAACCAAAGAAGAAGUGGAUUCAGCUAUAAGAAUAUACCCUAAAGAUGAUUAAAUAUCUAUGCCUUCUCUUCGAAUGCAAUUUACUUUAGGAUCUGCUAAUGUAUUUAUGUUGCCUAGUUCAUAUAUAUUACGUAGAUUAAGGAAAUGUACGAGAUAGUAUUUUAUACAAUCGUAAUAUAAUAGAGAGCUUUUCAGUCGAGUACCGUGUUUAGGCAACGAAGCUUGCUGAGUUGCCUAAAUGAGGUACGAGAUUGAAAAGCUUGAUUAUAUCACUAUUGUAUACAAUACUUUUUUAUGGGUCAUCUAAAAUAAUACUUUUUACAAUCAAACCGAAAUAAUUAAUGAAAAUUGGUAUCUCAGUAGACAAAAUACAUAAACGCGCGACUCCACGUGAUCCCGCGUACCGCGCCAGUUUAGUUUUUUUAUGGGAGCGCGGCGGCACGUGAUUGGUAUUUUUUUUACAGUUGACUACAGCGUAUCGAAAAAAAUAUUACAGUGGAGUUGGGAGUCAAUACAUGAAAAGUUACAAUUACAGUUUGGUAUACGAAAUCUUAAUUCAACCAUUAGAGACGACGAGUAGAAAAAAUGCUAAUAA
Messenger RNA from Cydia pomonella (codling moth), 1875 nucleotides. Its product is annotated as acyl-CoA Delta-9 desaturase-like. The record is from RefSeq and is a predicted model, not a curated record. Bases 274 to 1332 code for a protein of 352 amino acids. Gene Ontology annotation, biological process: unsaturated fatty acid biosynthetic process. Gene Ontology annotation, molecular function: iron ion binding; stearoyl-CoA 9-desaturase activity. Lineage: Eukaryota; Metazoa; Arthropoda; Insecta; Lepidoptera; Tortricidae. Gene Ontology annotation, cellular component: endoplasmic reticulum membrane. The transcript is spliced from 5 exons.